Messenger RNA from Oppia nitens, 1577 nucleotides. RefSeq names its product glucoside xylosyltransferase 1-like. Gene Ontology annotation, molecular function: UDP-xylosyltransferase activity. Gene Ontology annotation, biological process: protein O-linked glycosylation via N-acetylgalactosamine. Bases 257 to 1561 code for a protein of 434 amino acids. The transcript has 5 exons. Lineage: Eukaryota; Metazoa; Arthropoda; Arachnida; Sarcoptiformes; Oppiidae. The record is from RefSeq and is a predicted model, not a curated record.
AUCUGAUAUUUGUUGACAAAUAGUAUAUUAUAUUUGAAAUGCAAUAACAAAUCAAUUGAUUGAUCGAUGCAUUGAUUAAUCCAAUUGUUUAUUCAUUGAACACCUGAUUCAACAUAUCAUAGCAUUUAUGGAUCACUUAAUGUGAUAUAAAAUAAAUUAUUGAAACAAAUCAUCAAAAGUUGUAUUAUUGAAGAAGACAUCAACAGUAAUGAAACGAUUAAACAUAUGAUGAAAAAGAGGAUCAAUUGGUUUAGCGAUGAUUUUCAAGAAAUUGAUGCGAUUUGUUAUAUUUAAUAACAACAAUAAAGUUGUCGUUUAUAUGAAAGUAACGGUUUUGCUAUUGAUCUUCAUUUAUGUCUUUGUCGUCACAAUUAGCCAUAAAGUGGUCAACAAAAAGCUCAUUGAAACGUCUUCCGCAACCAAUGGUCUCAAAUCAGAUGAUAGUAAAAAUGAUCCGAAAUUAAAUCAAAACAUUUAUGACUUAAAUGAUGUCAACGACUAUAAAGUCGUAACACCGAUAAUUGAUCUCAAAAGUGAUAAUCAAAUUAACGAAGAUUUUCAGUUUUUAGACAACUUUGAAGAUAAGAAUCGUGUCAUUAGAUAUGGUGGAUAUAGCGGACAUACGAUGAAGAUUGCGAUUACAGUCUGUGGUAAUCAAACACUACAACAAAGUCUUGUAACACUUAAGUCUGCAGCUCUUCUCACUGAAAGUAGACUUCAUUUCAUAAUAAUGACAGAUGAAGACAACCGACAGAUUAUAAGACAAUUUUUAUUGACUGAAUGGCCAAAACAUAUCUUAAGUCGAAUAUCAUUUGAGAUACAUUUGGUUUCAUUUCCUAAUACACUGAAUGCUGAGGAAUGGAGAAAAUUGUUUAAAUUAUGUGCCGCUCAGAGACUAUUUUUACCAACAAUUUUAAAGGACAUAGACUCAGUCCUCUACGUUGAUACCGAUGUUUUAUUUUUGACACCGAUUGAUCAAAUCUGGACUUUAUUUCAAAGCAUGAAUAGUUCACAAAUGGCUGCAAUGUCUCCCGAAAGUGAAGACUUUGCUAGCAGUUGGUAUCAUAGGUUUGCUAAACACCCGUAUGUCGAGAGACUUGGCGUUAACUCUGGUGUAAUGCUUAUGAAUUUGACACGAAUGAGAACUUUUGGUUGGACUGACUAUUUAGAGCCAUAUCUUUCGUUAUAUAAGCACAAUAUAGUAUGGGGUGAUCAGGAUAUCAUUAAUAUUAUUUUUCAUUAUAAUUCAGACAAAUUAUACAUAUUUACCUGUGAUUGGAAUUACCGACCCGACCAUUGCAUUUAUACCCGGGUCUGUAAACCUGCCGAACAAACUGGUGUCCGUAUAAUUCAUGGCAAUCGCGGAGUCUUUUUAAAUGAAAAACAGCCCUCUUUUCGGGCAAUUUAUGAGUCAUUUAAAGAUUUUAGUUUUAACAAUGAUUUGUCUGUAUUGUUGGACGUCAUUAAAACACAAUUGGAAAACUCAAGUAAUACUAACUGUGGUAAAGCCAGACAUAGCUUUACAUUAGCUUUAGAAGCAUUCCUCUCAAAUCAACAUUAAAUGACAUUUUAUAAAU